AUGGCAGCCGCGUCGUUUGAGUUUGUGCAGGGAAGUGAGCGUCUGGACUGGGGUGUGCUUGUUGCCAUUGAUCUGCAGCGACUCAUGAAGGACACAAAUGUGGACACCCUGCAGCGUAUUGUGGAAAAUAUUGCCUUUGCUCGUGUCACACGUGAUGAGGCGGCGAUGUUCACCCCGGAGCACAUUCUACACCUCUUCACGCUGUGUCAGUUAGUGAUUCAGUACCUGGUGUGCUCGCAGGAGUGCCUUGCGAAGAUCAACGUAAAGCUGACAGAGCGUCUGCAGGAGAUGCAGCACCGUCGUGACUCGGCAGAAGCGGAGCGGGAGAAGCUGCACGAAGAGAAUGUCAUAUUACGCAAAGAGGUGAAGGCGCAGAGACGUACACUCCUGGCGUAUGAGUACGCCAAUAGUGCGGGUGGUGGUGUUGGAAUGACAGCACUGGGAGGAGGGCAGCCGUAUAUUUGCCCGCAGUGCGGUGACGCUUACACAAAGAAAGAAUCUCUGCAAUCGCAUGUACGCAAGCGACAUGCGGGGGUGAAGAAUGGAGCAUCACCCCAAUCACAGCCACAGGAAGUUGAGAAGACCGCGUACGAGGCACAGCUGUUGCAGCAGCGACAACUCCAAGAGAAGGUGGAGAAGCUGGAGAAGCUCCUGGAGAAGGAAAAGGAGCGUAACGACCGGAUUCAGCAUGACAGCAUGAUGAUGCUGAUGCAGGCUGCCAUGGGAGCGGCACAGACAAAGACGCCCUCUCCAUCGCCAAUGCCACCACCAGCAACAGCGGCAGAGGCAGCAGCACCAACAACAACACAAAAACAACAAACUCAAGAAACGUUGGAGCGGUCGCCGCAGUUUCAUGCACCGCCACUGCAGGUGCCACCUGAAGUCUCCGCCAUUCCCGUGAUGCCAGACAUUGCCGCUCUUCAGCGGUACAACAUGACGCGGCAGCAAGAGGCAGCGAACAACGCCCUGCUGCGGAAGGUAUCUGAAUUGGAAGCACUUAUAUGCGAUCUGAAGAGUACAAAAAAAGACACAGCGGAGGCACGCGCCGCUCCCGUCCCCGAACCCGCCCGCACAACCGUUACGGCCACACCACCGAUGGAAGUGUCGUCUCGGCCGCCACCACCACCACCACCAUCGACACAAACAAAACAAAAAGAACAACAACAGUCAUCGACAUUGAAAUCGCACAAUCCAUCAUGGCUCACCGCGCCGGGUAUAUCCCCGGCAGGUAAAACGCACACUGCAGAGCGAGGGGAGGAGAAAACUGCAGCCGAGAAGGCAGCGGCCUCAAAUGUGACGCCGGCCGCGGUGCCCACUGCGGCAAAGGUUUCCGUUCCAUCAUCACCAUCAUCGUCAACAUCAGUGAAGCAGCGUCAGGCUUCGCCGCCCCCAGCCUCCACAUCCGCCGUCAGCGCUCCUGUGAUUGCACCGCCACCAUUAGAGCAAAAACAGCAACAGCAACAGAAGACGGAAAAAGAGGACAUUAAAUCGACGCAAUUGACGCCACUGCCUGUUCCAGUUCCGGUCCCUCUGCCUGUUUUAGAGGCGGCUCCAAAGCCUUCGGGAAUGAUCCAUGCAACUCCUCCUUACGUCAGUAACUCUUACACCUCCCUUAGCACGAACGCACAGUUGAAUACACCUUCGGUUACUUCACCCUCGCUGAACUUGGGUUCUGUGUCUGCAGACAAGGCAACUACAAUGACGAGUGAAAUGUUACUGGCAAAGUACGGGCCUCCCGGUCCGGCUAUCGUUCCGCAAAAUCUCGCCAAGCAAUCACUGCCUUCUCCCACAAACCCUGUAACAAAAUCCGCACCAACGCCUUCUCCUGCCUGGCUACAUUCAAGCACCCAUCCGGAUGAUGGCAAAAAGGAGGCUUUGAUAAGCGUGGCAAAUGCACCGUCUUCAAGUGUCAACGCAGCGUCAACCGCACUGGGAACAAGUGUCUCCACGCCCUCGAUUGUGUCACGGUCGGAAUCAGGACAUCCGCCACCGUUAUCGUCAUAUCCGAGCGUUCCAGUGGCAGUUCCGGUGGAUUUUCCGCGCGCAUCACAACAACAAGCGCCACCUCCCACAACAAUAGGCCUAGAACCCCGGCUCAGUGGACCUCCAUAUACGCCCCCUCCACCGGCUGUGCCUGUGGGCCCAUCAUACAGCAGUGGGGUGGUGUUGGCUGCGACGGGAGUUCCCCACGCGGCAUUACCGGUUGUGAAGCGGGUGAAACCGAGCAGAAGUAGCGGGAGCUCCUCUUUUGAGGGAAGUACAUCUUCAAGUAGCUCGUAA
Molecule: messenger RNA, 2280 nt
Organism: Trypanosoma cruzi
Lineage: Eukaryota; Euglenozoa; Kinetoplastea; Trypanosomatida; Trypanosomatidae
Exons: 1
Coding region: 1-2280 (759 amino acids)
Cellular component (GO): cytoplasm
Source: RefSeq, a predicted model, not a curated record